UAUACUUUAGGUAAUUUUUGACAAUUAGUAAAGUUAAAAAUGAAAUUUUUUCUCGAUUUACUCAAAUAGAAUAAAAUUGGCAAAAAUGCCGUAAAAUUCAAUAGCUAAAUGGAGCUUGCUCAAUAACUGUAACCAUAGUUUUUUGUGUUUUGUUAAAAACUUAUCAGGGUAUACUAGCUUAGAGGUUAUAAAUACAGGUAGAAUAACAAUAAAAUCCAUAAAUUAGCAAAGAAUAGCAAAAUGUUUUGUUGGGGAAAUGCAACUCAUCAUGAACUUUGUAUUGAAACUAGUUCUGACUCCCUCGAUUUAGUAAUAAAACCCACUUUAUCAAAAUGGCGAGAGAGCAGUCACAUUCAGUGUGUAGAGGCUGGAGAGUUCCAUACCCUAUAUUUGACAAACAUGGGCCACCUUUACUCAUGUGGAAGCAAUGAGGUAGGGCAACUUGGAAGGUAUACAGAUUCAAUUGGAGGCAAAUUUCCAGCUUUAGUAGAAACAUUCAAAGGCUGCACUCUAACAGCAGUAGCUUGUGGCCUGCAGCAUUCCAUGGCCUUGGACGAAUGGGGACAGCCCUUCAGUUGGGGCUCCGACAGCAUGGGGCAGCUUGGAAGCAACUUGGGGACUCACGCUCAGGACAAACCAAAAAUAAUAAAGUUCCUUGCUACUAAAAACGUUAUUCAAGUAGACUGCGGUUCUUAUCAUUCUAUAGCUUUAUCAAAUAAUGGUGAUCUCUAUGCAUGGGGUGCAAACACAUAUGGGCAAUGUGGUCUGGGAACCAAAUCAAACAAGGAAACCACACCGCAGCAGAUUACAUCGCUGCUCGGCAUACCUAUAGCAUUGAUAGCAUGUGGUGGUAACCACACUUUUGUUUUAUCCAAGUCGGGUGCUGUAUUUGGCUGGGGGAAAAAUAGCCAUGGACAGUUAGGAUUGCAAGAUAGAGAAAAUAGAUGCUACCCAACACACUUAAAAACUCUCAGGAAUGUCAAGGUCUGCCAUAUAUCCUGUGGCGAAGAUUUCACAGCCUUCCUUACGCUUGACGGUGGAGUGUUUACAUGUGGCGCCGGGGAGUACGGACAAACUGGGCACGGGAACACUAAAGACGAACUAGUCCCUAGGAAGGUGUUGGAGCUGAUGGGCAGCACGGUGACGCAGGUGGCGUGCGGGCGGCGCCACAUGCUGUGCCGCGUGGGCGAGCGCGUGCUGGCGUGCGGCUACGGCGCGCGCGGCCAGCUCGGCUGCCCGCACCUGGCCGUCGCGCUCGUUCCCACGCCUGUGCCCUUCACGCCCGCCGACGACUCACCCACCGACGACUAUUGGCAGGAUAAGCCAAAGAAGAAAUCCAAGCUGGAGAGUACUGCGACAUUGCGUAAGCCUGGCGCUGGUCCCUCAAAACUUAAUUUCCCUCCCGAUAUCUUCAACGGCCCUAUCAGAGUGUUCGCGGGUGGUGACCACAGCUUCCUAGUCAUCAAUAGCGACAAAUCCAUAUCGACGGAUCUCCGAUUACCAGACAACAAGAAACAAAUACUCACACUCAGUUUGGCUAAGCUUGGGGCUUGCCAAUUUUUUAAGGACCACGAUGUUGUCAACCAGGAACUGCUGGCUUAUUUGGAGAUAGUGUUCGGAUCGCUCGCUUGCGUCAACGGUUCCUUCCUGCUCGGGCAUAACGCGCACUUCGGCUGCAACACUAGAGUGCCCGGCGUAGACUUGGCUAAGGCGGAGGAGGCCUUUACACUCAUUAGUCGAUUAGAGAACUCUACUAUACAGGAACUAAUAUUUAGCCAUUUAACGGAGCAAGUGAUAAAGAAAGUGAAGGUGUCGCCGCCCGAUGCUGAGGCGCUUCGGUUGUUUCUAAUACUGCCUCUGUACCACGAGAUGAGAAAUCCCCGGCGCCAUCCCGAGUUACAGGGUCCGUUCGCGGAGGCCUUCAACAACCUGUCAGCGCACCCGCAGCGCAUCGUGCAGCUGUGGUGGGAGUCCCAGUCCGCGGACUACUUCGAGAUGCUGGUCGACAUCUUCAAGAGCGUCGUCAUGUACGAGCUCAUGCAGCCCACUGUCCGCGCGAACAAGAAAAUAUACUUUAGCAGAAGUAUAAUUCAAAUUUUGAAUGCCCUGACGGCGUUGAACAAAAUAAACUUCACAAAUCCAAAGAAGCCUAAAAUACCCGCAGAAUGUUUUUAUAUAGAGGAAUUAUGUAACUAUGUUGACAUCGCCUCGGAUUAUAUUAAUUGGCUUUCGGAUCACGAUUCCACACUGCCGCAUCUAUGUAACUACGCGUUCCUAUUCGACGUGCAAUGCAAGUCCUUGCUAUUAAAAAUCGACCAGCAACUACAGAUGCAAAUGGCCGUCAACCGCGCCGCGACACAGAUCUUCACUCGUCUCUUCAUGGACCCCACGUACGAAUACCAACGGGACCAGUUCCUUAACCUGACAGUCUCGAGAAACCACUUAGUGAGAGACACGAUGCUGCAGAUCAGUAACCAUGAUACGUCGCAACUGAAGAAGCCGCUGAGAGUAGAAUUUGUCGGCGAGGAGGCCGAGGACGCCGGUGGAGUAAAAAAGGAGUUCUUCAUGUUACUUCUUAAAGAAAUAUUCGAUCCGGUGUAUGGCAUGUUCAAACAAUCUGAAGAGACCAAUAUGAUAUGGUUUUCGAAUAAUCCAUUUGAGGACGAUGUCAUGUACUACUUGAUAGGCGCCAUCUAUGGUCUAGCUAUAUACAAUUCUAUUAUUAUCUAUGUGCCUUUUCCUUUGGUGUUGUACAAGAAAUUGCUUGGAGAGAGUGUAAUGCUCGACGACUUAUCCGAUCUAUACCCGACCUUAGCCAAUAGUCUCAAAAGUUUAUUGGAAUACCCUGACGAGGACGUGGAAGACGUGUUUAGCCUUUGUUUCGCCGUAAACACAGAGGUCUUUGAUCAGAUUCAAGUGCACCCCUUGAAAGAGAACGGCGAAAACAUUCCUGUGACGCAUGAAAACAAGGGGGAGUAUGUCAAUUUGUAUGUGGAGUUUUUGCUCAACAAAUCCGUAGAAAAUCAAUUCAAAGCUUUCAACCAAGGUUUUCAAAAGGUAUGCGGUGGCCGUAUAAUCAAAUUAUUCCGAUCUCAUGAGCUUAUGUCAGUUGUUAUUGGAAACGAAGAUUACGAUUGGGAUCUGUUUGAAAGUAACUGCGAAUACAAAAAUGGAUACGUGGCUUCAGAUCCGCAAAUCAGAUGGUUUUGGGAAGUGUUCCAUGAAAUUCCGAUUGAAGACAAGAAAAAAUUCUUACUAUUCCUCACAGGCAGUGAUCGCGUUCCUAUCCAAGGAAUGCGGGAUAUCAAAAUAAGAAUCCAGCCAGUAGCAGACGACCGGUACUUCCCCGUGGCUCACACGUGCUUCAACCUGCUCGACCUGCCGCGAUACAAGACCAAGGAGCGCCUCAAGUACCACCUGCUGCAAGCCCUGCAGCAGACGCAGGGCUUCUCACUUGUUUGAACUCUCACACUAGGCCUCCAGCUGUAGGGGGCUAGCAUGGAAGUUGCGAUUAUCACAUUGCGACAGUCGAUUUUUGACAUUUUCUAGGUCCUACUAAUAUAAAGGUAACCAGAACGUUAGCAAAAAUUUAGCGUUAUUAUUCUUCCUAACAACAAAUCAAUCCAUACACAAUAAAAUAAUAUAAACAAUCCAAUGCCAAUAACCUUAAUAAAUAAAUUACCUUAUUUUGUAGUUUUACUGAUUUAGUAUAUUUC
Maniola jurtina (meadow brown) is the source of this 3716-nucleotide messenger RNA. It is a transcript of the gene Herc4, whose product is annotated as probable E3 ubiquitin-protein ligase HERC4. The record is from RefSeq and is a predicted model, not a curated record. The coding region runs from base 241 to 3462 and encodes 1073 amino acids. Lineage: Eukaryota; Metazoa; Arthropoda; Insecta; Lepidoptera; Nymphalidae. The transcript is spliced from 21 exons. Gene Ontology annotation, molecular function: ubiquitin-protein transferase activity.